This is a messenger RNA of Otolemur garnettii (small-eared galago), 924 nucleotides long. Its product is annotated as olfactory receptor 2D3-like. Gene Ontology annotation, biological process: G protein-coupled receptor signaling pathway. NCBI's taxonomy places the organism in Eukaryota, Metazoa, Chordata, Mammalia, Primates, Galagidae. The record is from RefSeq and is a predicted model, not a curated record. Gene Ontology annotation, molecular function: olfactory receptor activity; G protein-coupled receptor activity. The coding region runs from base 1 to 924 and encodes 307 amino acids. Gene Ontology annotation, cellular component: membrane. The transcript has a single exon.
AUGGGAAAAGAAAACCAAACCUAUGUGACUGAAUUUAUCUUGCUUGGCCUUUCUUCAGACCAGCAGAUGCAGAUACUGCUUUUUGUGAUAUUUCUCAUCAUUUACUUGCUGACUGUGUUUGGGAAUCUUCUCAUCAUACUACUAAUUCAUUUUGACUCUCAACUUCACACACCAAUGUACUUCUUACUUAAAAAUCUGUCAUUUACUGAUCUUUGCUUCUCUACAACUAUUGUUCCCCAGCUGCUAUUCCAUUUGCUGGUCAUGAGAAAGACCAUCUCUUUCAUGAGGUGCUUGAUUCAGAUGGUUUUUUUCCUUAUAAUGGGUUGCACAGAGAGUUCACUUCUAGCAUCAAUGUCCUAUGACCGCUAUGUGGCUGUCUGCAAACCCCUGCACUAUUCUACCCUCAUGUCCCAGAGGGUUUGUGUUCAACUAGCCAUAGGGUCAUGGGCCAGUGGAGUAUUUGUGUCCUUAGUAGAUACCACAUUCACUUUAUGUCUUCCAUACCAUGGACAGAAUAUAAUUAAUCAUUAUUUUUGUGAGCCUCCUGCUCUCCUGAAGCUGGCUUCAGCAGAUACCUACAGCACAGAAAUGGCCAUCUUUGCAAUGGGUGUGGUCAUCCUUCUAGGUCCUGUCUCUCUUAUCCUUUUUUCCUACUGGAAUAUUAUCUCCACUGUGAUUCAGAUACAGUCAGGGAAAGGAAGGCUCAAGGUUUUCUCUACCUGCAGUUCCCAUUUUAUUGUUGUUUUCUUCUUCUAUGGGUCAACAAUAUUUACCUACAUGCAGCCUAAUUCAAAGAAAAUGAAUGAAGGGGACAAGGUUAUCUCAGUGUUCUACUCAGUCAUAACAUCUAUGAUGAAUCCUUUCAUUUAUAGCCUAAGGAAUAAGGAUGUGAAGAAGGCAUUUAGGAAAGUAUUUGGAAGAUAG